UAGUAGGUGUUGGAAAUGAACAUCAUACGAUAAAAUGCUUGAUUCUGAAGAAAGGAUGGCUGCUCUUACUGGCUUACAACUCACUGAAAUAAAUCACAGAACUGGAAUCGGUCCUACUCUUGUUAAUGAGUUUGAAGAAGAAGAGAAUAAGUAUAAUUUAUAGUUCCUCAAAGCGGUUUUCUUGACAGAUACCGAGUUCCUAUUGUGUUUAAUCAAGAUUAUGAUUCUUUAAGAAGCAGCCAGAGCAAGUAUCACAUUGGGUUUGAUGAAGAAGAGUCUGAAAGUCAUGACAGAGAUCCCAACCAACAAUUUGAUAGUGAAAAAUUGAGGGAAGAAUUAAGGGAGGCUACAGGAACUCGUCCUUGUAAAUGAUGCUUCUUCGAUUGAAGAAUUUGUUGAUGCAAGACAACAGUUACUAGAAUUACUGAUGAAUUUAUAAUGACAUAUGAGUUUGGAGAUCGAAGCAAAGAAACAAUUGUCCUAAUUCAUGGCUAUAUGGCCAGUGCAUUAAACAUGUUUCGAAUAUUUCAACUCUUAGAGCCUGACUACCAUGUCUAUGCUAUUGAUCUCUUAGGUAAUGGUUUAUCUUCUAGGCCGGUUUUCUUGGCUAAAAAUUGAGAUGAGGCAGAAUCCUUCUUUGUACAGUCAAUUGAGUCUUGGAGAGAGAAGCUAGAUCUCACUAAUUUUACACUCAUAGGUCAUUCUAUGGGAGGUUAUAUUUCAGCCAAAUAUGCUUUGAAGCAUACCCAACAUAUUAAAAAGUUAGUACUAUGGUCUCCACUAGGAGUGCAACGAAGGCCUGAUAGUAUAACUGCUUAUCACAUGCGUAAAUUUAACAUUUUUGGGAAAAGUUGGUGCUGAAAGCCCCUCACCUGGUGAUUUAGUUAUCCUAUUGUAAAGCUGUAUGAGGCAUAUGUCAGGGCUCACUGAAAUCAUAAUAACAUCUUUAGAUGCUUAGGAGGUUGGACAACAAGAACUCUUUUCAAGUGUAGUCUCAAGAAAAUGUUUGGACCGAUGAGUAAAGAGGAGUUUGAAGAAAUGAGAGAAUACAUUUAUCAAAGAGCAAAUAGUGGAGAGUCAUCUGAAAACGCAAUUACUUAUUUUAUGGAGUAUCAUAUCAUUCCUUACAAGCCAAUAAUUGAUGACAUGAAGAUAUUUAAAAGAAAUGGCAUUGAUGUGCAUUUUACAUAUGGUGAUGAUGACUGGCUUGACACUGAUUUCUCAGAAACGAAGGUUUCUGAAGAGCUUCUUGAAGAAGGGUACAAUGUAGACAUUAUCACAAAUUCUAAGCAUAAUAUCUUCAUGUUUAAUUACCAAGAGUUGAUUCUAAGACUCAACCAAAUAACAGAAACUUACUAA
Moneuplotes crassus is the source of this 1359-nucleotide messenger RNA. The record is from the annotation of a GenBank genome assembly. Lineage: Eukaryota; Ciliophora; Spirotrichea; Euplotida; Euplotidae.